AAGGAGGAGCUUCCAGAAUGAAGGGCGCCCUCACUCCUCCCUGCCUUUGCUCAAGCGGUUCCUUCACCCCGAUCAAGUUCCUUCCCAUUUCUCCAUCUGUGGGGAUCCUGAAUGUGCACCUCCUCAGAGAAGCCCUCCUGGACCCAUCUUUCCCCGCCCAAGCCAGCCCACCCCGCCCACUCCCUGCCCAGUCCAAACUCCAAGGCUGGGCAAGGCACUGAUCCACGGCUGGACCGACCCGGGGGCAGCCUCUGGGUGAAAAGCAGCGUGUCCGCCGGCAGCGAACCAAGGCCAGCGAGCCGACCAUGCGGCUGCACAGACUUCGCGCAGUGGCCUGUGGUCUCCUGCUGCUUCUAGUCCACGGCCAGGGCCAGGACUCUGCCAGUCCCAUCCGGACCACACACACGGGGCAGGUGCUGGGGAGUCUUGUCCACGUGAAGGGCGCCAGUGCCAGGGUCCAAACCUUCCUGGGAAUUCCCUUUGCCAAGCCACCUCUAGGUCUGCUGCGAUUUGCACCUCCUGAGCCCCCUGAAUCUUGGAGUGGUGUGAGGGAUGGAACCACCCAUCCGGCCAUGUGUCUGCAGGACCUCACCGCAGUGGAGUCAGAGUUUUUUAGCCAGUUCAAUGUGACCAUCCCUUCUGUCCCCAUGUCCGAGGACUGCCUGUACCUCAGCAUCUACACGCCAGCCCAUAGCCAUGAAGGCUCUAACCUGCCGGUGAUGGUGUGGAUCCACGGUGGUGCGCUUGUUUUUGGCAUGGCUUCCAUGUAUGAUGGUUCCAUGCUGGCCGCCUUGGAGGACGUGGUGGUGGUCACCAUCCAGUACCGCCUGGGUGUCCUGGGCUUCUUCAGCACUGGAGACAAACAUGCAACCGGCAACUGGGGCUACCUGGACCAAGUGGCCGCACUACGCUGGGUCCGGCAGAAUAUCGCCCACUUUGGAGGCAAUCCUGACCGUGUCACCAUUUUUGGCGAGUCUGCAGGUGGCACGAGUGUGUCUUCACUUGUUGUGUCCCCUAUAUCCCAAGGACUCUUCCACGGAGCCAUCAUGGAGAGUGGCGUGGCCCUCCUGCCUGGCCUCAUUGCCAGCUCAGCUGAUGUCAUCUCCACAGUGGUGGCCAACCUGUCUGCCUGUGACCAAGUUGACUCUGAGGCCCUGGCGGGCUGUCUGCGGGGCAAGAGUAAAGAGGACAUUCUUGCAAUUAACAAGCCUUUCAAGAUGAUCCCCGGAGUGGUGGAUGGAGUCUUCCUGCCCAGGCACCCCCAGGAGCUGCUGGCCUCUGCUGACUUCCAACCUGUCCCCUGCAUCGUUGGUGUCAACAGUGAUGAAUUCGGCUGGCUCAUCCCCAAGGUCAUGAGGAUCUAUGACACCCAGAAGGAAAUGGACAGAGAGGCCUCCCAGGCUGCUCUGCAGGAAAUGUUAACGCUGAUGAUGUUGCCUCCUACAUUUGGUGACCUGCUGAUGGAGGAGUACAUUGGGGACAAUGGGGAUCCCCAGACCCUCCAAGCCCAGUUCCAGGAGAUGAUGGCGGACUCCAUGUUCGUGAUCCCCGCACUCCAAGUAGCACAUUUUCAGCGUUCCCGGGCCCCUGUGUACUUCUACGAGUUCCAGCAUCAGCCGAGCUGGGUCAAGAACAUCAGGCCGCUGCAUGUGAAGGCAGACCAUGGUGAUGAACUUCCUUUUGUUUUUGGAACUUUCUUCUGGGGCAACUUCGUUAAAUUCACUGAGGAAGAGGAACGGCUAAGCAGGAAGAUGAUGAAGUACUGGGCCAACUUUGCACGAAACAGGAACCCCAAUGGCAAGGGUCUGCCACACUGGCCGCUGUUCGACCAGGAGGAGCAAUACCUGCAGCUGAACCUACAGCCUGUGGUGGGCCGGGCUCUGAAGGCCCACAGGCUCCAGUUCUGGAAGAAGGCGCUGUCCCAGAAGAUCCAGGAGCUCAAGGAACCUGAAGAGAGACACACAGAGCUGUAGCUCCCUGUGCUGGGGAGGAGGGGGUCGGCUCGCUUACAGGUGAGGGUCAGCCUGCUGUGCCCACACACAGCCACUGAGGAGAAAGAAGUUGAUUCCUUCAUUCACUUAGCCAUUCAUUCAUUAUUCCGUCCAUCCAUUCAGCAAGCAUUUAUUAAGAACUUACUCAGGCAUGAGGGCUCAUACCUGAAAUCCCAGCUAUCGGGAAGGCCGAGAUGGGAGGAUGGCUUGAGGCCAGAGGUUUUAGCCCAGCCAGGGCAAUACAGUGAGACCCCUUCUCAAAAAAAGAAAGAGAGAGAGAGAAAGAGUGUGUGUUAGAAACUAAAUAGGAAAGUUUUGAGCUUCAAGUUAGUGACAAGUAAAAAAGAUUUUUAAAAAGCAAAGAAAACAAAAUAUAAGGAGAAAAAAAACAUGAGAAAAAUAAAAAUAAAAAGAGAAUAAUAGGCCAGGCACUGUGGCUCAUGCCUGUAAUGCCAGCACUUUUGGGAGGUCAAGGUGGGCAGACCAUCUGAGGACAGGAGUUUGAGACCAGCCUGGCCAACAUGGUGAAACCCCAUCUCUAUGAAAAAUAAAAAAAUUCGACGGGCACAGUUGUGAUGCACACCUGUAAUCCCAGCUACUCAGGAGGCUGAGGUAGGAGAAUCACUUGAACCUGGGAGGCAGAGGUUGCAGUGAGCUGAGAUUGUGCCACUGUACUCCACCCUGGGCAAUAAGAACGAGACUCCGUUUCCAAAAAAAAGAGAGAGAAUAGAAGAAGCUACUGCAUGAUGUUAGUUACCAAGCCUGCCAUGGGUCCUCUCUUGUUAGACACACUGGAUAGAUCCCCCCACUGAGCUGUGGAUGGGCAAACCCCAGUGGAAACCCACCCUCCCCAACACCCCACUGAGCCCUGGGCCCCCUCCUCCCUUCCUCACCUCCACCUUCUCCCUGCCUUCUCUCUUCUCUCCCCUGAGCCCCCAGAUCUUUCCCACUUUGAGGGAGGUGCUUUGAAGAAUGUUGCCCACACCUAACUGUCAGAAGCCUAUGUCCGUUCAUCCCUGAGAGAUCUGAAAAAAUAAAAAUAAAUUCUAAAAAUAAAA
Nomascus leucogenys (northern white-cheeked gibbon) is the source of this 3049-nucleotide messenger RNA. RefSeq names its product cocaine esterase. Gene Ontology annotation, molecular function: carboxylic ester hydrolase activity. Lineage: Eukaryota; Metazoa; Chordata; Mammalia; Primates; Hylobatidae. Gene Ontology annotation, cellular component: intracellular membrane-bounded organelle. The record is from RefSeq and is a predicted model, not a curated record.